AUGGACGCUCUGUCUCAAGCUGGACUAUCCAUGUCGCGCUCGUCUGCUCAAAAUGCGCUGAAAAAUCCGCUCAAAAGCACGCCUCCUAUAUCGCCGUGCACCUAUCAAAAGUAUGGGCUCGUCAAUCCCAAUAGUAGGCACAACGCCCGUUACCAUGGCCACAAGAGUAUCAGUUUCGAAAACAGAUACGAAGAGAACAUUGUUAUGGUGGGCGCCAGCAUUGUCGGUUCACAGGAAGGCACCCAGGUUACGACCGAGUUACCAGAGGAUUCAGAGCACGAAGACAGAAUCAAAGUCGCUUUCAUUGAGGCCAUUCAGAACGAGCUAGAGGAUCAGGUCGAUGAAGAUCAGGAUUAG
This is a messenger RNA of Gamsiella multidivaricata, 357 nucleotides long. RefSeq lists its product as uncharacterized. The record is from RefSeq and is a predicted model, not a curated record. NCBI's taxonomy places the organism in Eukaryota, Fungi, Mortierellomycota, Mortierellomycetes, Mortierellales, Mortierellaceae. The transcript has 3 exons. The coding region runs from base 1 to 357 and encodes 118 amino acids.